UUAAAAACUAUUAUCUGGUAGCGCCGCAAUACGAUCGCUGUGAAAGAGAAAUACGAAGCAGAAGCACAAUUCCGCUAAAGAAUGACGUUUGCCGGCAAAGUAGUUAUUGUCACCGGUGCCAGUUCUGGAAUUGGUGCCGCCACCGCAGAGCUCUUUGCCAAACGAGACGCUAAAGUAGUGCUGGUAGGACGAGAUGAGACAAAUCUAAAAGCAACCGAAGCCGCAUGUAAAUCAGCGAACAGCAGCGCUGAAUUGCUAAUCAUCAAGGCCGAUAUAACGCUGGAGGCGGAGAGCAUUAUCAAUAGAACUAUUGAAAAAUUUGGCCAAUUAGAUGUGUUAGUAAAUAAUGCCGGUAUUUUGGCUUCUGGAAAUAUACUCGACAUCGAUGUUGACCAAUUCGAUACGAUUUUAAAUACAAACUUACGUGCUGUAUUUGUGCUAACAAAACUGGCGGCACCGCAUUUGGUGACAAGCCAAGGCAAUAUUGUGAAUGUGUCCAGCUUGGCUGGUACACGUUCGUUUGCAAACAGCUCAUCCUAUUGUGUGUCGAAAGCAGGUCUCGACCAAUUUACGAAGUGUAUAGCUUUGGAUUUGGCGUCGAAAAAUGUGCGCGUGAAUUCCGUGAAUCCCGGCUUGAUUGUGACCAAUAUUCAUCGGCGUGGUGGGAUGUCGGAUGAAGCGUAUGCCAAGCAUCUGGAGCAUGGCAAGGAGACGCAUGCUUUGGGACGUGUGGGCAAUCCGAUGGAAGUGGCUGAAGCGAUUGCUUUCUUGGCCAGUGAGACAGCCAGCUUUAUUACGGGUGCAAUAUUGCCCAUUGAUGGCGGUAGGCAUGCUAUGUGUCCGCGUUAAGUCUUAUUCCCAUCGGAAUAGUACAACCUUGGUGUUGUAACACUAUGACAUAAAACAUUAACACAAAUAUUGAAUUUGCAUUUAGAGGUUACAAAAAUGAGUGAAUUUUGUUCUAUUUGAAAUCAUCGUAGCUUGCGAAGUCGACGAAGUGAUUUCAUACAUUGUUAUGUAUUUAUGAUUAUUCAAAUAAAGGUACGGUUUUGGAUAAACGCUUAAAAAAAAAUA
Messenger RNA from Anastrepha obliqua, 1074 nucleotides. Its product is annotated as 3-oxoacyl-[acyl-carrier-protein] reductase FabG-like. NCBI's taxonomy places the organism in Eukaryota, Metazoa, Arthropoda, Insecta, Diptera, Tephritidae. Gene Ontology annotation, molecular function: oxidoreductase activity. The record is from RefSeq and is a predicted model, not a curated record. Bases 82 to 849 code for a protein of 255 amino acids. The transcript has 2 exons.